UCCUGAAAUGUCUAGUGGUUCACACGUUGGAUGAAAUUCUUUACAAAACUAUAACCUGAGAACCCGGAACGUGCGUUCGUGUGCGUGUGUGUUGGACUAUGUAUUAAUGGCCAAUUCGAGCACCGAACAAUUUUGAAUUAAGGUAGACUCGCCUCACAAAUAUGCUAAUGGAUUUUUCAAGGUGGUCCACCAGGUGGAAAACGAAAAGAUGGUGUUUACAUCCUACUGCAACUACAGUCCUCACCAUCAUUUUUCUUCUGCACGCUUCCGAAGUGACAGCAGCUGGACCAGUGGAUGUGCUUAAGUUGUUUGACUUUCACAGCACUCCAGAUGGAGUGACAAAAGUACCAGGGUUCUGCACCCUCCGAAGAGGAUCCAAACCGGACGUAGCCUUCAGAGUAAACAAAGAAGCCCAGAUCAGCACUCCCACCAAACACUUUUUCCCAGGAGAAGAGUUUCCCCAGGACUUCUCUAUUCUCAUGACCAUCAAGCCUAAAGCUGGGGUGCAGUCCUUCCUGUUCUCCAUUUACAAUGAACAUGGCAUUCAGCAGAUGGGUGUGGAAGUUGGGCGCUCCCCAGUUUUCCUGUAUGAAGACCAGCAUGGGAACCCUGCCGCUGAGGACUACCCUUUAUUCCGUGGGAUCAACUUGGCUGAUGGAAAAUGGCAUCGUGUUGCCCUUAGUGUGGAGAAGAAUACUGUGACCAUGAUUGUAGACUGCAAGAAGAAGAUCUCCAAAGCCCUGGACAGAAGUGACCAUGCAGUAAUCAGUACAGAUGGAAUUGCGGUGUUUGGCACCAGAAUCCUUGAUGACAAUGUUUAUGAGGUAAGUGAGAUUGAGACACCUCAUAUGUGAAGUGUAGCCUUUUAAAUCUAUACUUAUCACAUAUUUUUUACAAGGGAUAUAACUACCAUAGGGGAAGAUCUAAGGAAUAUCUUGGAUCAGGAAGUUACAAUACAGUACUUGAAAACCAGUGCGCAAGGUUUAAAAAAAAAAAAGAUUUCUGUGGGUCCGCACUUUCAAGUAAAUACAAUAUUAACUACUUACUAACCGAGAGUGAGGUCAUGCCGGGAAAUAUCAAACUGAGGCUUUAACGUAUCGACCGAACGAUAGCGAGGUUGAUACG
Molecule: messenger RNA, 1125 nt
Organism: Clupea harengus (Atlantic herring)
Lineage: Eukaryota; Metazoa; Chordata; Actinopteri; Clupeiformes; Clupeidae
Product: collagen alpha-1(XI) chain-like
Exons: 4
Coding region: 162-854 (230 amino acids)
Molecular function (GO): extracellular matrix structural constituent
Source: RefSeq, a predicted model, not a curated record